Molecule: messenger RNA, 4790 nt
Organism: Mytilus californianus (California mussel)
Lineage: Eukaryota; Metazoa; Mollusca; Bivalvia; Mytilida; Mytilidae
Product: AN1-type zinc finger protein 4-like
Exons: 7
Coding region: 323-2182 (619 amino acids)
Molecular function (GO): zinc ion binding; protein binding
Source: RefSeq, a predicted model, not a curated record
AGCAUACGGGCACUGAAUUCCUGUGUCGGAAAUAAUUUAGCCACCAUUUUGUUAAAGUGAACUAGAACAGUUGAGGAAAACAAAGGAAUAAUUGAUAACCCUUUAUUGACAACGCUGAACGCGAUUGCAUACAGCCUCAGGAGAUUAUUUAGAAAAUGAAUACAUAACUAGAAAUGGCUAUAACAUGAUACCCUUUGGAAUUUUUCUGUUUAAAUUGCAUUAGUGUUGUGAUAAAUGGAGGGAAAACGAGGGGUGUGUGUCGUGAAAUACUUGAUUCCCUAUCUCUGAUACGUUGGUGGGCACAAAGGAAACUGUCACAGAGAUGGAGCUUUACAUAGAAACAUUGACUGGUACAUUCUUCGAGCUUAGAGUGUCGCCUUUUGAGACGAUAAUGUCUGUGAAGGCAAAAAUUCAAAGGCUCGAAGGAAUACCAAUAGCUCAACAACAUUUGAUAUGGCAGUCUAUGGAAUUAGAGGAUGACUACUGUUUACAUGACUACAGCAUCCAUGAUGGAUCCACACUUAAACUAGUCUUAGCAAUGAGGGGAGGACCCAUCAACACGAGGAGAAUUCCCAUGGAAGAUCCAACACUCAGGGAAAUGGCUGAAUAUGUAGAAGCAAACAGAGAUGAAAUAUGGGAAAAGGUACCAGGAAAUAGACAAGUUACUUUACUUGUGUUCAGAGAGGGUGACCAGCUGAACUUUUUCCGUGUAGUUGAUAGAGGAGAUGGAACACUCACUCCGUUGUCUGAGUCUCUCAGUGGUGCCUCCAUGUACAACUUCAAUGAUGAAGAAGAAGAUGAUGACACCCCUCCAAAAGAAAAGGUUGAAGAGAAUGAACAACUGAAAGAAAAAAUGAAAACUCUUCGAGGGAAAAUGGAAAAAUUAACUCUUAAAAAGCCUAGAAAAAAGCCCCGCCCACCUUCUACAGGUCACUCCACUAGGUUACGACAACUUCCAGGUUCUGGACGAGCUCUUGGACAUUUAAAUAGAAAUAUGUGCCUCCCUCCAGUUGGUCAUACCCGCCAUUCUCCUCUUACUAUGGAUGACAGAACUAAUUUAACAGAACCAUUGUCUUUAUCUACUUUCGGUGAACAAAGUCGAAGUGCCAAAUCAUCAAGAAGUGGUAAAUUAGUGGAUAAUACUGAGUGUUUGAGUAGACUAAGUCAUACAUUAGCUAGUGUGAAAGAAAAUUCUAGUGUAAAGGAAGCUAGUACAGAUAUCAAAGAUAAAGAAGACCAGUUUCAAACUGCUGCUCUGCCUGAGAAAACUGUUGAUAAAAGUUUGUCAAAACCAGAGGAAAAUAUAUCAAAAUCAGACUCAGAGAAGCCUUCAAGUGAAACAAAAACUGAAGAAACACUGCCAACCACAAGUUCUCCUUGUAAAAAAGAUUCUGUGCUCUCUGCAAAUUCUCUUUCCAAAAAAGAUUCUGUGCUCUCUGUAAAUUCUGUUGGAAAAAAGGAUUCUGUGCCCACUUCAAGUUCUAGUAAAAAGGAUUAUGGAAGUGAUAAUUCAAAGGAAACUAACAAACCUAGCACAUCUAAAGCAAAACAACUUCUGAAAAAUGACCUUACAAUAGAAAACUUAAAAGAAGUGUUAGGUAGACCAAAUACUUCUUCUAGAGAUUUAAUGUUAGAAAGUUUACAAGAGACCUUUGGCAGACCAACAACAUCUUCUAGAUACAAAGGACUAGAAAGAAGAAAGGAAUUUACAUUAGAAAGUUUAAGCACAAGUGAAGCAAGAGCUAUGUCAGGACUCUUAAGGCAAGCUUCUCUUGAAAAAAUUGGUUCUUCACGUAUAGGUAAUUUUACUGGUAGUAAAUCGCGCUUGGGUAACUACAAUAUAGGACCGUCAGUUCAGGAUGGCAGAAUUACAACUCCGGAAGGAAGACUUGUGUCUGCAAGAUUACAGCGUGUUGCUAGUAGUCGAGAUGGUCGAUUAUUGUCUCCGUCCCACCGACUUCCUCCUGUCAAAUCUAAAAAGAAAGCUGCUAAAAGAUGCUUUGUCUGUGCUAAAAAGACUGGUUUAGCAACAAGUUAUAUUUGCAGGUGUGGUAAUAAUUUUUGUGCUACUCAUCGUUAUGCAGAAUCCCAUGAAUGUACCUUUGAUUAUAAAACAGAAGGAAGAAAGUUAUUAGAGCAGAGUAAUCCAGUAGUUAGUGCUCCCAAAUUACCUAAAAUUUAACUCAGGAUUGAUAUUAGCUCUUCAUUUAAACAGUGCUUUACCACAAAACCAUAUCGUGGCAUACACAAUAUGGAUUAGUUGUUGAAAUAUUUUGUUUUUGGAGUGAUUAAAGUGUUGUUGUUCAGGACUGUGAUAGAAUAAAUACUGUAGUUCAGUCUUUCAUUUUCAUCUCUUAUAAAGGGAAACAAUUUAUCUGAUAAAUCAUUAUUUUAUUCAAUAUUGUUGGUUUUUUUUUAAUGAAAACUUGAUUGUUUUAACCCUAUUUGUUUUUUAAAAUAUAAAUUUUUGCUUUGCUUUACAAAUUUUUAUAAUUGUUGAAUAAGUUUUAGAAUUAGAAAAAAGACAAUAUUACUUUUAAAGUGAAAAAAAUCUUAUUUUAUUUACAAGGUGAUAAAACAAGUAACUAUUUGUAUGUUAUGUUAUGUGAUAGAAUUUUAUAACCUCAUACUAUUUCAGGAGUUUAAUCAACAAUUUUGUUAGAGAAUGAAAACCUCUUUAAAAUUCAGAUCUUGCCUUUUUUCUGGGUUUCAAAACUUCAGUGUUUUACCCCGUUAAGAAUGAUAUAAUUAGUCUUUAUAUUAUAUACAUUUAUAUGUUUUAUAAGCAGUAUGUACAUUUUAUAAGGAUAUUUUAACCCUCCAACUUUUCUUUUGUUUUCUGUAUUGAGUAAUACAUUAGUUAUUUUGUGAUGGGUGUGUUCAUUCAUAGAUUAGAAAGGAUAUGAGAUUAUUGUAAUCUAGCCAAAAUCUUUCCUGAUAUUGUUUUAAUUCAAUUCAUUCUUUUUCAUAAUGACAAACAUAAUUAGUGUGCAUGAAUGCCAAACCUCUAAUGAAUAUUGUCACCUCCAAAAAUGUAGAAAAACAUUCAGUUUCAUAAAAUAUAUUGUUUCAUAGUAUCAUAAGGAAACAAAGUCUUAAUUAGUCUUUACUCAUUUUCCUCCUUUCUUCAGCAGAUAUAUACUGCCGGUAAAAGGUAGGACUUCAUUUCUAGUAUUUUAUUUUAUUUUUUUUACAGGGAAACAUUUGACAAGUAUAUAUCAAGUCUUAUUUGUUUUGUUCUUUAAAAUCAGGGGAGCGAACUGUACUUCUAUUUUUUUUAAAUUCUGUUUAACAAAUUGUUGAUGAGUAGUUCAAAAAAGGUUUAUGAAGGGGUACAUAAAAAAAAUUCAAUUUGGGGUGUUAUGGAAAAAAUCAAUUCUUUUUUAUUUGAAAUUCACAGAUUUUAUAUGAAAUAAAAGAGAUGAUAAAACAGAAUUCAAUGUCUUUUUAGAAAAUUGAAAAGUACUAUACAUUUAUUAGUUUGGUCAAAUUAAUCUUGUUCAAAAUAGGGGUAUAUGAUAAUGUUUUGGAAUGUACAUACUGCUGCUGAAAGUAUAUAGUAAUAUAUUUUUAAAUCAUAAUUCACAAGAAAGACUUAAUAUUUAAUAAUUUUAUCAUUGGGAUAAUGCUAAAAAAUAAUUACAAAAUCAGAUUAUAUGAUGAUAGCUUUCAUUUGAAUUUAUUUUGAAUGUUAUAUUAUAUUGUGUUGCUCAGAAGGCAGGCUAUCUUCAAACAUUCCAAUAUACAUGUCUAACCAUACUUUAUUGAGUCUAGAUUUAUUGUCCUUCACUAUGUUUCUUUUGUAUUCCUAUUAUAUAUAAGGGUAGAUUAAUGAAAUUAGACUAUUUUGUGGUGCAAAUAUUAACAUUUUCAUGUUUAUAACAAAUGGCAAACCUAAACAUUUUCUGUGAUCAAACUUGUUUACAUUUUUGUUGCACUUAAGUUGUUUUUUUUUUGUUUUUGAAUAAUUUUCAGUUUUGUGAAUUUUUCCUCGAAUUAGAAUAUUUAAUUUUUUUGCAAUGCUUUAAAUAAAUAUAGACAAUUUUUAAAAAGGAUAACAUAAACUUGGGUAUGUUAUUUAUAAUAAAUGGAUAUAGAAUACUAAAGCCAUAUCUUUUAUGGAAUUCCAAAAAUGAAUAUUAUAUUAUCUUGAGAUCCCUAAAUAUAACUUUUCGUUUUUGUAAUUCCAAUGGUGCUAUAUCAAGUGAUCUACUUAUUUUUGAUUUGAGGAAUAAUUUGUUGAUAUAUUAAUAGGUAGCUGAUGUGUUCCUAUGUUAGGGGCUGUUCUGUAUGCUAGUAUGACAUGAUUGAAUGGCUGUGAGAUUUUGUUGUUUUAGUUGUGUAUGUCUGUUGUUACUGUUAUGACCACAUUAAUCAUGUUCAGACAGCUGUUUAGGGUAGGUGCUACAAAAUCAAGCUAUAAAUAAUUCACAAUUUUUAUUGACAGAUAUUGGCUACAGGAUAUUCUAAAAAUACAAUUAAACAGUAUAAACUGUAUUUUAAUUGAUUUAUAAUCUGUUUGUUUGAAUGUGCUGCUGGGUGUGAAAUACUGUGUUUUAAGAGAUCUAUCAUAAAUUUGUGAUUGGUCAAAGGGAAAUAACUCUUGCAACUUUAAAAUAUGAGGACAUUUAUAAUUAAUCACUACAAAAUUCAUUUUGUAGCUGUAUUUUGUAGCAUCCUUUCCAUAACAACAGUAAAUUAUACUCUCUCUCAUUGUGAGUUAAUAAUGCAGUGAUUGUACAUUGUGCACUGAUAACUGAGUGUGAAUAAAUAAAUUCUUUAAUUUGUAA